This is a messenger RNA of Solea solea (common sole), 1527 nucleotides long. RefSeq names its product nudix (nucleoside diphosphate linked moiety X)-type motif 22 (gene nudt22). The transcript has 7 exons. Gene Ontology annotation, molecular function: GDP-mannose hydrolase activity. NCBI's taxonomy places the organism in Eukaryota, Metazoa, Chordata, Actinopteri, Pleuronectiformes, Soleidae. The coding region runs from base 290 to 1450 and encodes 386 amino acids. The record is from RefSeq and is a predicted model, not a curated record.
UCCUGUAUGUGUUCUGUGAAAAAAAGGAAGGCGUUCAUUGAGCUGCUUUUAACGUUUAAACUCAUCAACCAGUUUUCAUGUAAAUACAGCCGAAGACAUGCAGUCAAAUAGACGCAAAGGUACAGUCUAACACUCCACGAGUGGAGUGGAUAACACGCUUGUGUUAACCACUCUACUGUGUUCUGUCGACUUUUCCGGCUGCCUUUAGCUACUUCCCAUUCAGUAUAGUUGACAUCAGCACAGUGAAGACGCAGUGAAGCUGUUCUCGCAGGAAGGGGGAGAUGAAGACAUGACGGACCCUGAAGUGUCUGUGCUGCUGCACUGUGCAGCCUGGAGGGGGCUGCUGGAGUCACGAGUGCAAGUGGAACUUUCUGAACGAUAUAACAGGCAGACAGAUGAUGCUGUAGAGCAUCACAUAGAAGAGGUGUGGAGGGAGCGGGUGUCCAGAGAGCCGUGGCUCUUCAAUGGGGCCAAAUUCAGACUUCACUCUUUCUGCUUCACCUCCUUUAAGUUGACCUCAUCAUCAUGCUGUACUUCUCCCAAACAUCUGCCCUGCACCCAUUCAUGUGAAGUACACCGUGUAGAAGAUCAGGAAGAUAAAUUACCAAACUGCCAAAGACGAGAGGGCUUGUGGGGAUCGGGGGAUGCUGCUCAGAAGAGUUUGGACCUAAGACACGGAACAGAAAGCGUAGAAGGUGUCAUCCAUCAGAGUGUUGGUACACUGGACCAAGCUUCCUCACACUCCUCUAAAAACACAGAUGAUCCAGAGAAUGGGCCUCUUCUCACUCUGAGACUCGGCCUUACAUGCUAUAAGGACUACCUCGGAACCAACUGGUCCUGUCGAGUGGCAGGGCUCCGUCAGCGCGGAGAGGCAGAGUUCAAUGAUCCCAUGGUGAUGCUGUCUCAACCUCUGGGUGUGGGCGCCAUCCUGUGUACUAAUGACGGACAGGUGGUGAUGAUCAGGAGGAGCCAGAGGGUGGCAGAGGCGGGGGGACUACUGGACAUUCCCGGAGGUCACCCAGAGCCAAAGGCAGUGUGUGAGAGUCUAGGUCAGGCAGGAUGUGAGGAGAUCAGCAUGGUGAUGAUGCAGCGGAGGCCGGAGGCCGUCGUCUCAGAGCUGUUUGCGUCUGUGUGCGCUGAGAUCAGAGACGAGGUGAAUGUUCCUCUCAGCUGCCUCGGACAGCCUGUCCUGAUGGGCGUCGCUCUGAAUCACACCAGCUCUGAAAGACCAAGCGCUGAGUUCUACGUCAGUUGCUCACUGACGUCUGAAGACGUCAGACAGUUGUACUGGAAAGGGGGAGCAGAGGCGCACGAGUCCACGGACAUCAUCUUCCUCAGCAGAGCAGAGGUGUUGCAGCUGGACAGGAGCCGUCCUCUGUGGUCAGAGCUGUGUCCUUCAGCUAAAGGAGCAGUGCUGCUUUAUCAGACUGUGAAGCCCGACGGAGACUGAGACACAACCUGACACAAACAUUUUUUUCGACAAUUGUGCUAUUAAAACAGUGUAAAGGUAAUGUUUUUAAUUAUUUG